Messenger RNA from Electrophorus electricus (electric eel), 3428 nucleotides. RefSeq lists its product as uncharacterized. Gene Ontology annotation, biological process: mRNA processing; IRE1-mediated unfolded protein response; protein phosphorylation. Gene Ontology annotation, molecular function: ATP binding; RNA endonuclease activity; protein serine/threonine kinase activity. Lineage: Eukaryota; Metazoa; Chordata; Actinopteri; Gymnotiformes; Gymnotidae. Gene Ontology annotation, cellular component: IRE1-TRAF2-ASK1 complex. The record is from RefSeq and is a predicted model, not a curated record.
UGUUUUGUUCAUCCUCGACAGCGAAUGUAGUGCUAUGUUGUUACAGGGCGAAGGCUCUAACCGUUUCUGGAACAGCUCUCAGAUUUAUUCGUCCCUCAACACUCGUACCACGCGAAGCUCUACCUUCAGUUUCCAGCACGCCGAUUCUGCAGUUUCCGCUCGGCUACCGGAAGAGAGGAUCUAUGGCAUUCCAAAUAAAUGUUGCACUUCCAGUUGCACUUCCAGUUCAAUUUCCAAUUCCGAAGAAAACAGAUCCCUUAAUACAAUGCAUCAUUGACAACGAUCUGAAGAAGUUGAAGAAAUGUAUCAGAGGGAUUAAUAUUAAUGGACUCUACCCUUCUGCACAGUGGAGUGACCAUGUUACUCUGCUGACAGCUGCAGCUGCAUGUGGGCAAGAGAAGGUUUGCAGUUUUCUACUGGGUCAGGGAGCUGACCCUAAUGUACCCUCAACAAAAGCACUGACCCCUCUGCACUAUGCCACAUUUGUUCCAGGAGUGCCACUGAGUGUUGUGAGAACAUUACUUGCAGCAAAGGCCAACCCAGAUGGUCAUGUUCUACACCUUAUUUCACCAUUGCAACUUGCAGCCAGUAAGGACAAGGAAGAUGUGGUCAAAGAACUUAUAGAAGCUGGUGCUAAUAUAGAAAGUAAUUAUGGAGUAAACCCAGAUUUUGACAAGAAAGUAGCGAAUAUUAUUCGUCGGUUACCUUUAGGGAAUGAAGCUUUUGAGAAAUGCAGAAUAUUUUUUUAUUUGACUUCUACGGUUGGCCAGAAAUCCCAGCCAGAGGUUUUCGACCUCUUUAGGGAACAUUUUUUUGAGGAACAUCCAUUGAAUCAUUUAACACUAUUGGAGGUAUUUUUUAAUGUUGUGGGCCCAAGUUCAGAACAAUAUCAUCAAAGCAGCGUCAAGUGGUUGAAGGACUCCAAGAACAUAGACAUCUACAUUGAGGGAUUCAUCAAACGCUUUCCCAUAAUUCCUAAUGACAGUUGUAUACGUGCACUGACCACUUUACAUGCUGUCAUUUGCAUGAUGAAAGAAACAUCUCCUCAUAUUUUUAAUGAGAUUGUACCCAUUCUGAUGAAAUGUCUCUUGUCUGUGGGCAACCCUCAGGCAUACGAGAUAAUACUAAGCAUUCUCUGCGUUACACUGGAGAAGUCCUCAAAGCACAAAGCAGGCAAUGAUGCUCUUAACUUGUCUGUGCUGGAGAAGUUAUGCAAUGAUCUUAUGCCUCUCACCCAAACAAAUGAUUCACUGAACGUUAAUAUUCUUACUUACCGGCUGUUUGCUGACCUUUCUGAGUUUGUACCGAAUCAUAUUAAUACAUUAGGAUUACACUCAGUGCCUGACAGGGUGCUUGAUGCUGUGGAGAUCAGAACAGAUGAUGUUACUAAAGAGAAACUGCAAAAACUGAAUACAAGUCUCAGAUGUCCACAAAGAUUGAGUGCCACAGAUAGUUUGUAUGAAGAAAUGGAUAAUAUGCAGUUAAAGAACAGGAAAAAGAAGAAAAAGAAGAAACAGAAGAAGGUUAAAGGGGCCCAACAACAGGCAACAUCAAAAGAUGUUGGAGCAGAAACUGAAAAGCAUGCUGAUUCAGCUGGUGCCAUGACUUCAUUUGAGGAAUCUAAUUCUGGUGUGCAGCCAUUCACAGAGAACUCACCAAUAAAGAGAAAAUGGCAUCAAAUCAGCCAACGCUGGAGGAGCAAGCUGGAGAAACUUGCUAAUAUAGAUGAAAGUGAGGUUUAUAGAUUGAAGAAUCUUACACUUUGUGUAAACCCUGAAUUCCAGAUAGCUAAAGGAAGUGAUGGAACAGAGGUGUAUCUUGGCCUGAGGGAUGAUGGCACAGAGGUAGCAGUCAAACGAAUGCUUAAGUCCAAUUAUCAAGACCUCAAAAAUGAGGAGGAAUUUUUACGGCUUCCCAAGCUUGACAAUCCUUGUAUUGUUAGAUAUGUGGACUUUGCAGAGGAUGAGAAUUUUGGAUAUCUUGUCCUUCAACUUUGUGAAUACACACUGGAGGAAUAUAUCCAAAGCCAAUUACCAGAAAAUAGCUUUCAACAGCCGGCUGUCCUGAAGAAAAUUGUAAAGGAAGUGCUAUGUAGCCUUGAAGUUCUUCAUAGUCAAGAUACCAAAGUGCUCCAUCGGGACAUCAAACCCCAGAAUGUUUUGAUAGAUAUAAUUGGAAAGGCAAGAUUAGCUGAUUUUGGCAUAAGUCGAAGGCUGAAUGUGGGUCAAACAACUUUGCGCACUAGUCCUGCUGGAACAAAGUGCUGGAAAGCCAAAGAGACUAUUGAAGAGGACAGUAAUAGUGGCUACAAGAGGAGUUCUGAUAUCCAGGUUGCAGGAAUGUUAGUGUAUUACAUCCUCUCUCGUGGACACCAUCCUUUUGGUAAAGGUGUGUUUUGUGAGAGUAACAUUUUUCGUGGGAUAUAUUCCCUGGAACACCUGGACGAUGAGGUGGAAAAGGAUCUGGUGGAGUGGAUGAUCAGUGACGAUCCAAGCAAGAGGCCUAGAGUUGAGGAGGCCCUUGUCCACCCCUUCUUUUGGACAGAUGACAAGAGAGUGGAGUACUUAAAAAAACUGGGGAAUAUGGAAGAGGUGCAGAACUGCCGGCAGGCUGAAGAGGAGCUCCUUAAAGCACUAGAGGAAAUGACAGUGGGGAAAACCUUCUCAGACUGGAGAGCAAAAUUCCCCUCUGAGCUUGUACAAAAAAUGGAAGGGAGAAAGCCCUACCCGGAGAACAUACUUGGGCUGCUGCGAUUCAUACGGAAUAUGCACGAGCACUAUUCUGAGGAUGCAGAGAAAAUAAACCUCAUGACCUCAUUCCCUGACCUUUUUGGAAAUGUUCUCAAGUUUGCCAAAAAAAGAGGAUGGAACACCAAACCCAGCCUGAGAAAAAUGUUUAACUCACCACCAGUGAUCUGAUAACUGUUCCAUAACUGGACAACAAGGACUGAAGUUUACACAAAGUAAUGCAAAUUUGACUGACAUCGGCACUGCAACUCCAGCAUUAUGAUUCAAUAAAAAUACAUUUUAAUAACAAAGAGCAAUUUGUAUUAUUGGACAUAAUGGAAUACAGCUGACUUUGAAUAAUAGAAGACUUCGAAUGAACCAAAGAUCAGCAAAAUAUGCCAAUACAGCACAAUUAUACUUUGUUUAGUCAUUUUUCAUAAUAUCAAGGAAUAGCAGAUUUAGGGAGGUUACAUUCUAUUAUACAUCAUUGAUCAUGUCUGUAAGAUUCUAUACAGAAAUGUAAACAAUAACUCCAUCACAACUGCUAUUCUAGGCUUUUGAAAUGUACUUAUUUUUAAACAAGAAGUAUUUUUGAGGUUAUAUCUUUUCAAAUAAUGUGUCAUCUUUUGCUUUUCUUUUUUAUUUCAUUGAAUGUUAUUCUCAUGAACAUGAUGCCAAAUAAACUGUACUUAAAAGGCCUAA